AUGAUGAAUUCUGGCAACAACAACAACUCUGGUCCUACUAAUGCUGGAGAUAAUGCACUGUAUGAAGCUGAGCUUGCUGCUUUCUACCAAGAUCUCGAACCGCUGGCUGGGACUGGGACUCUUCCUAUCCUUGCACCUAAUGUUGUCGAAGAUGAGGAGCAAGAAGCCUUUCACCCACUCGGAGUCAGCAAUCCGUUACUCGACGUCUCCAGUACAGAGUAUCUUUGCUCGUUGGUUAAUGAUUCGCUUUGGUUUUCCAAUACAAACCUCCUCACUCAAUUACCCUUAAGAAUGACAUUCCUCGUCGUCCGGAACCACCAGUUCUCUUCAUGGUCGAAUCUAGUAUCCUACUUGAACCAGAAGAUGGCUACGCUUGGCGAUCUUUGA
Molecule: messenger RNA, 387 nt
Organism: Arabis nemorensis
Lineage: Eukaryota; Viridiplantae; Streptophyta; Magnoliopsida; Brassicales; Brassicaceae
Source: the annotation of a GenBank genome assembly